AUGCUUACUCACAAGAGCACAGGCAUCCGCUCUCACUUACGGAAAAUUGACACGGCCCGCACAUUUGGCGAUGCUGGAUUCCCUGCUCAUGUCAGCUGCUGCACCGCGUGCUUGAAUGACUAUGAAACUUUGUUCAAGGAGCUCUUCUGUGUAGCAGCUAGUGACCUAGCAGCUACAAUACAAGUACCGCUCACAGAUCUCGGCGUGUUGUUCGACGACGUUGUGAGUACGGGCACCUUGAAGCCUCAGGCCCGCUUAAAGUCAAUUGUUGGGAUAUCACGUCGAAAGAGCGCGAUGGACCUUGAGACGGGUAAUACUGACUGGUUUUCGGCAUAUGGACAAGGGAAACUCCUCUUCACUGUUCGUCAAGUCUCCAAACCAGAGUUCAAUCACCUUCAAGGAUCUGGCUUCAGCUUUACCAAUCCAUCGAAUGUCAUUGACCAUUUAUCUCAGAGCAUGCAGAUAAAUCCUGACGACUUUCAAUCCCGCUUGAAUAGGAUGCGAGACUACGCAAACUGCGAGCGUAUUCUGGAGCCUGGAGUCCAUCUGGCAUGUUUCGCUUUACGGCCGUUCAUUCAACGAGGGUUCGAUGUCUUGGUAAGGAAAGAUGCUCGCAAUCUACUCCCAACUGUGAAGCUACCAAUGCCUAAGCUCGACUCGACUUAUCUGAAUCUUCUUACUCAAUUGGAUGGGAUGACAGUAGCCAACUGCUGCGAGACCAUUCGUAGCCGAGCUGCCUUCAGCGAUGAGUGCGAACAUCAGUUUUUCUGUCACCUUCUCAAAGGUAUCAUCGACCUGUCAAACAUCGUUGGUAGUGACUACUUGGAAGAAGCACGCCUCGUCGCCAAACCUUUCAGAGCCCCUGACUCAGCCUGGGGUUCCUCUGGUGAAGCAACAAUUAUAGCAUUCAGGACCAUCAUCGAUAUUCACGAACUCACAAAGACUACGGAUGACUACGAAUUCGCGCCGCUAAAAUUCUUCAUGACUCAACAGCAUACCUAUCCAGGUUCGCCAGACAUUGAAAUCUUUGCUCGCCGUAUCCACCGCGAAUUUGAGCACAUCUUGAGAGAGAAUCGAACGCGCCAGGGAGUGUCACUAGCCAUCGUUCUUCAUACAACAACACUCGGAGCUCGAAGUCUUUCAAGUCACACUCUCCUCCUCUUGGUCACAGCAGGCUCGCCCGACUCAAAUCUCUCAGCUGUGCAACCUUGA
Molecule: messenger RNA, 1212 nt
Organism: Bacidia gigantensis
Lineage: Eukaryota; Fungi; Ascomycota; Lecanoromycetes; Lecanorales; Ramalinaceae
Exons: 1
Coding region: 1-1212 (403 amino acids)
Source: RefSeq, a predicted model, not a curated record